Melospiza georgiana is the source of this 342-nucleotide messenger RNA. RefSeq names its product placenta-specific gene 8 protein-like. The coding region runs from base 1 to 342 and encodes 113 amino acids. Lineage: Eukaryota; Metazoa; Chordata; Aves; Passeriformes; Passerellidae. The record is from RefSeq and is a predicted model, not a curated record. The transcript is spliced from 3 exons. Gene Ontology annotation, biological process: positive regulation of transcription by RNA polymerase II.
AUGGCCUCUCAAACUGUGAUUACAGUCCAACCCCAGUUUUCAGCUGCCCAACAGCCUGUUGGGGAGUGGCAAACAGGGCUGCUGGACUGCUGCUCCGAUUGCGGUGUAUGUCUCUGUGGGAUGUUCUGCUUCUUCUGCCUAAACUGCCAGGUGGCUGGCAACAUGGAUGAGUGCUGCCUGUGCGGCUCUAGUGUGGCCAUGAGGACCCUGUACCGCACCAGAUACAACAUCCCAGGCUCCAUCCUGCGAGACUUUUGCUCCAUCUGGUGUUGCACCCCAUGUGCGCUCUGCCAGCUGAAGAGAGACAUCAACCGCAGGAGGGCAAUGGGCAUAUUCUGGUAA